GGCUUUUGCCUGGGGUUCUCAGGAGGGGAGAGUUGGGAGAGGCUUUGCUGCUGAGGAAAUUUAUUUGAUAGAUUGAAGGUUUGAACAGGAGCUACAGAAACAAAAGAGAAAACCCGUUUAAGCAAAUGGUGUUCGGGAAGAGAAUAACCCCAUUGCCUUGAGUUUGUAGGUGCCGCUACUACUCUGGGAAAAUGGCAGAUGACGAAGAGUAUGAGGAGGUGGUGGAGUACUACACAGAAGAGACAAUUUACGAAGAGGUGCCGGGAGAGACAAUAACAGAAUACUAUGAAACUACGACUACUAGUACAUCUGACUAUGAGCAACCAGAAUAUUCCAAACCAGCCCUGGCACAGCCAGAACCGGCAAAGCCAGUGGAGAGGAAGAGGGUCAUCCGGAAGAAAGUGGACCCUUCAAAGUUCAUGACCCCCUACAUUGCACACAGUCAGAAAAUGCAGGAUCUUUUUAGCCCAAAUAAAUACAAGGAGAAGUUUGAGAAAGCAAAAGGACAGCCAUACGCCAGCACAACCGAUACCCCAGAACUUCGCAGAAUCAAGAAAGUACAAGAUCAACUCAGUGAGGUUAAGUAUCGAAUGGAUGGCGAUGUUGCUAAAACUAUCUGUCACGUAGAUGAAAAAGCAAAGGAUAUUGAACAUGCAAAGAAAGUGUCGCAGCAAGUCAGCAAGGUUUUAUACAAGCAGAACUGGGAAGACACCAAGGAUAAGUACCUGCUUCCCCCUGAUGCCCCUGAACUUGUCCAGGCCGUUAAGAACACAGCCAUGUUCAGUAAGAAACUGUACACUGAAGACUGGGAAGCAGACAAAAAUCUGUUUUACCCCUAUAAUGAUAGCCCAGAACUGAGGAGAGUUGCCCAAGCCCAGAAAGCUCUCAGUGAUGUUGCCUACAAAAAAGGUCUCGCUGAACAGCAAGCUCAAUUCACACCUCUGGCCGAUCCUCCAGAAAUAGAAUUUGCCAAGAAAGUAACCAGACAAGUGAGCAAGCAAAAAUACAAAGAAGACUAUGAAAAUAAAGUCAAAGGAAAAUGGAGUGAGACACCUUGCUUUGAAAUGGCAAAUGCCAAAAUGAAUGCUGAUAACAUUAGUACAAGGAAAUACCAGGAAGAUUUCGAGAGCUUGAAAGACCAGAUCUACUUCAUGCAGACUGAAACUCCAGAGUACAAAGUGAAUAAACAAGCUGGAGUGGCAGCUAGCAAGGUAAAAUACAAAGAAGACUAUGAAAAGAAUAAAGGAAAAGCAGAUUAUAAUGUACUUCCUGCUACGGAGAACCCACUGCUCAAGCAGCUGAAGGCAGCAGGAAAUGCCCUAAGUGAUAAACUAUACAAGGAAAACUAUGAAAAGACAAAGGCAAAGAGCAUGAAUUACUGUGAGACCCCCAAAUUCAAGCUUGAUACAGUUCUACACAACUUCAGUAGUGAUAAUAAAUAUAAAGAUUCCUACUUAAAGAAUAUUUUGGGACAUUAUGUAGGCAGCUUUGAGGAUCCGUAUCAUUCACACUGCAUGAAAGUCGCAGCUCAAAACAGUGAUAAAAACUACAAAGCAGAAUAUGAAGAAGACAAGGGCAAAGGCUUCUUCCCCCAGACCAUAACUCAGGAAUAUGAAGCAAUCAAGAAACUGGACCAGUGUAAAGACCAUACCUACAAAGUUCAUCCAGAUAAGACAAAAUUCACCCAAGUUACCGACUCUCCCGUUCUGGUGCAAGCCCAAGUCAAUUCCAAGCAACUGAGUGAUCUAAAUUACAAAGCAAAACACGAAAGUGAAAAGUUCAAGUGCCAUAUACCUCCUGAUACUCCUGCCUUUAUCCAGCACAAAGUCAACGCCUAUAACCUGAGUGAUAAUAUUUACAAGGACGACUGGGAGAAGAGCAAAGCCAAGAAGUUUGACAUUAAAGUGGACGCCAUCCCCCUGCUGGCAGCCAAAGCCAACAGCAGGAUCGCCAGUGAUGUGAUGUACAAGAAAGACUAUGAGAAAAACAAAGGGAAGAUGAUUGGAGCCCUCAGCAUUGAGGACGAUCCCAAGAUGCUGCACUCCUUGAAUACAGCCAGAAACCAGAGUGAUAGAUUGUACAAGGAAAACUAUGAGAAGACGAAAGCAAGGAGCAUGAACUACUGCGAGACUCCCAGAUACCAGCUUGACACUCUGCUAAAGAACUUCAGUGAGGCUAAAUAUAAAGAUUCGUAUGAAAAGAAUAUUUUGGGACAUUAUGUAGGCAGUUUUGAGGACCCGUAUUACACACACUGCAUGAAAGUUUCAGCUCAAAACAGUGACAAAAGUUACAAAGCAGAAUAUGAAGAAGAUAAAGCGAAGUGCUAUUUCCCUCAGACAAUAACACAAGAAUACGAAGCAAUCAAGAAGCUAGACCAGUGUAAAGAUCAUACCUACAAAGUUCAUCCAGAUAAGACCAAAUUCACAGCAGUCACUGACACUCCUGUAUUGUUGCAAGCCCAGCUCAACACGAAACAGCUUAGUGAUCUGAAUUACAAAGCAAAACAUGAAGGUGAGAAGUUCAAGUGCCAUGUCCCAGCAGAUGCUCCAGAGUUUAUCCAACAUAGAGUCAAUGCUUAUAACCUGAGUGACAAUAUUUACAAGGACGACUGGGAGAAGAGCAAAGCCAAGAAGUUUGACAUUAAAGUGGAUGCCAUCCCCCUGCUGGCAGCCAAAGCCAACAGCAGGAUCGCCAGUGAUGUGAUGUACAAGAAAGACUAUGAGAAAAACAAAGGGAAGAUGAUUGGAGCCCUCAGCAUUGAGGACGAUCCCAAGAUGCUGCACUCCUUGAAGACGGCCAAAAACCAGAGUGAUCGUGAGUAUCGAAAAGACUAUGAAAAGUCAAAAACUGUCUACACGGCACCUCUUGAUAUGCUCCAAGUCACUCAGGCUAAGAAAUCGCAGGCAAUUGCCAGCGACGUGGACUACAAGAACAUAUUGCACAAUUACAGCUACCCGCCGGAUAGCGUCAACGUGGACCUCGCCAAGAAGGCUUACGCACUGCAGAGUGACGUCGAAUACAAAGCUGACUACAACAGCUGGAUGAAAGGCUGUGGCUGGGUGCCUUUCGGGUCCUUGGAAAUGGAAAAGGUGAAGCGGGCCUCAGACAUCCUUAAUGAGAAAAAAUACCGCCAACAUCCAGACACACUCAAGUUUACCCCAAUUGAAGAUGCUCCAAUUAUAGUGCAGUCUAAAAUUAACCAGGCCCAGAGGAGCGAUAUUGCUUACAAAGCCAAAGGAGAGGAAAUUAUUCACAAAUACAACAUGCCAGCAGACCUGCCCCAGUUCAUGCAGGCUAAAGUGAAUGCCUACAACAUCAGUCAGAAUAUGUACAAAGCAGACUUGAAAGACUUGAGCAAGAAGGGAUAUGACCUGAGAACUGAUGCGAUUCCCAUCAGAGCUGCCAAAGCUGCCAGGCAGGCAGCAAGCGAUGUUCACUACAAAAAAGAUUAUGAAAAAGCUAAAGGGAAAAUGGUUGGUUUCCAAAGUCUCCAAGAUGAUCCUAAACUGGUUCAUUACAUGAAUGUGGCCAAGACACAAUCGGACCGGGAGUAUAAAAAAGACUAUGAGAAGACCAAGACCAAAUACAAUACGCCCCAUGAUAUGGUCAACAUCGUGGCAGCUAAGAAAGCUCAGGAUGUUGCCAGCAAUGUCAACUAUAAGCAUUCUCUCCAUCAUUACACCUACCUCCCUGAUGCCAUGGACCUGGAGUUGUCUAAAAACAUGAUGCACAUACAGAGUGAUAACGCCUACAAGGAAGACUACAACACCUGGAUGAAAGGCAUCGGCUGGAUUCCCAUUGGCAGUCUCGACGUAGAGAAAGUGAGGAAGGCAGGUGAUGCCCUGAAUGAAAAGAAGUACAGACAACAUCCAGACACCCUCAAAUUCACCAGCAUCGUGGACUCCCCGGUUAUGGUCCAGGCAAAACAGAACACCCAGCAAGUCAGUGAUAUCUUAUACAAAGCUAAAGGAGAAGAUGUGAAACACAAAUAUACUAUGAGUCCUGACCUUCCUCAGUUCCUCCAGGCCAAGUGCAAUGCUUACAAUAUAAGUGAUGUCUGUUAUAAACGCGACUGGCACGACUUGAUAGCCAAGGGCAACAAUGUGCUGGGUGACGCUAUUCCCAUCGCCGCCGCCAAGGCAUCGAGAAACAUUGCCAGUGACUAUAAAUACAAGGAAGCUUAUGAGAAAUCAAAGGGAAAGCAUGUGGGUUUUAGAAGCCUCCAGGAUGAUCCCAAGCUGGUCCACUAUAUGAAUGUGGCGAAGUUGCAGUCCGAUCGUGAAUACAAGAAGAACUACGAGAACACCAAAACCAGUUACCAUACCCCUGGGGACAUGGUUAGCAUCACAGCUGCCAAGAUGGCUCAGGAUGUUGCCACCAAUGUCAAUUACAAACAGCCGUUACAUCAUUACACGUACCUACCUGACGCCCUGAGUCUCGAGCAUACCAGGAACGUGAAUCAAAUUCAGAGUGAUAAUGUAUACAAGGACGAGUAUAACAACUUCUUCAAGGGCAUUGGAUGGAUCCCUAUUGGUUCUCUGGAUGUUGAGAAGGUCAAGAAAGCAGGUGACGCGUUAAACGAGAGGAAGUAUCGACAGCACCCCGAUACCAUCAAGUUCACAAGUGUGCCUGAUUCCAUGGGCAUGGUUUUGGCUCAGCAGAACACAAAGCAGCUAAGCGAUUUGAACUACAAGGUGGAGGGGGAAAAACUGAAGCACAAGUACACUAUAGACCCUGAAUUGCCUCAGUUUAUUCAAGCCAAAGUCAACGCCCUCAACAUGAGCGAUGCUCAUUAUAAAGCAGACUGGAAGAAAACCAUUGCUAAGGGCUACGAUUUGAGACCAGAUGCCAUUCCAAUUGUUGCUGCAAAAAGUUCAAGGAACAUUGCUAGCGAUUACAAAUAUAAGGAGGCCCACGAGAAAGCCAAAGGCAAGCAUAUUGGAUUUCUCAGUCUUCAGGAUGACCCUAAACUGGUUCACUACACGAAUGUGGCCAAAAUGCAAUCGGAUCGUGAGUACAAAAAGGGCUACGAAGCCAGCAAGACCAGGUACCACACACCUUUGGAUAUGGUCAGUGUGACGACCGCAAAGAAAUCUCAGGAGGUUGUUACCAACACCAACUACAGACAACCGUACCACCACUACACUCUCCUUCCCGACGCCUUGAACGUGGAACACUCGAGGAAUGCCAUGCAGAUUCAGAGCGAUAAUCUAUACAAGUCUGACUUCACCCAUUGGAUGAAAGGGAUUGGCUGGAUCCCAAUAGAGUCCCUGGAGGUGGAGAAGGCAAAGAAAGCGGGAGACAUUCUCAGUGAGAAGAAGUAUCGCCAGCACCCUGAGAAGCUGAAGUUCACGUACGCCAUGGACACAAUGGAACAGGCACUUAACAAAAGUAACAAACUGAAUAUGGAUAAGAGGCGCUACACUGAAAAAUGGAACAAAGACAAGACCAGUAUUCACGUCAUGCCUGACACUCCGGAUAUUUUACUUUCCAGAAUAAACCAAAUCACCAUGAGUGAUAAAUUGUACAAAUCUGGCUGGGAAGAAGAAAAGAAGAAAGGAUAUGACCUGAGGCCUGAUGCCAUCUCAAUAAAGGCUGCAAAAUCCUCUAGAGACAUUGCCAGUGACUACAAAUAUAAGCAAGCCUACGAACAAGCCAAAGGGAAACAUAUUGGCUUCCGGAGCCUGGAAGACGACCCCAAGCUGGUGCACUUCAUGCAGGUGGCCAAGAUGCAGUCAGACCGGGAAUACAAGAAGGCAUAUGAGAAAUCCAAGACGUCCUUCCACACCCCGGUAGACAUGUUCAGUGUGGUGGCAGCCAAGAAGUCUCAGGAAGUGGCUACCAACGCCAACUACAGGAAUGUGAUCCAUACCUACAACAUGCUUCCUGAUGCCAUGAGCUUUGAACUGGCCAAAAAUAUGAUGCAGAUUCAAAGUGAUAAUCAGUACAAAGCUGACUAUGCUGACUUCAUGAAGGGCAUCGGAUGGCUCCCUCUGGGCUCCCUGGAAGCUGAGAAAAACAAGAAAGCCAUGGAGAUUAUCAGUGAAAAGAAGUACCGCCAGCACCCAGACACUUUGAAGUAUUCCACGUUGAUGGACUCGAUGAACAUGGUUUUGGCCCAGAAUAAUAAGAAAAUUAUGGAUGAUCACCUCUAUAAACAAGCAUGGGAGGCUGAUAAGACCAAAGUCCACAUCAUGCCUGAUAUCCCACAGAUUAUUCUGGCAAAGGCAAAUGCAAUUAAUAUGAGUGAUAAACUCUACAAACUUUCUUUGGAAGAGUCUAGAAAGAAAGGCUACGAUCUCACAAGUGACGCAAUUCCCAUCAAAGCUGCCAAGGCUUCGAGGGAUAUUGCAAGUGACUAUAAAUACAAGUACAAUUAUGAAAAGGAGAGAGGGAAAAUGGUUGGUUUCCGCAGCCUUAAGGAUGAUCCCAAAUUAGUCCAUUCCAUGGAAGUGGCUAAAAUGCAAUCUGAUCGGGAGUACAAGAAAAACUACGAGAAGACGAAGACCAGCUACCAUACCCCUGCCGACAUGCUCAGCGUCACGGCCGCCAAGGAUGCCCAAGCCAACAUCACCAACACUAACUACAAGCACCUGAUCCACAAAUACAUCCUCCUCCCGGAUGCAAUGAGCAUCGAGCUGAGCAGGAAUAUGAAUCACAUACAGAGCGAUAAUGAGUAUAAGCAAGACUACAAUGAAUGGUACAAGGGUCUUGGCUGGAGUCCAGCCGGCUCUCUAGAAGUGGAGAAGGCCAGGAAAGCAACUGAGUACGCCAGUGAUCAGAAAUACCGCCAGCACCCUAGCAACUUCGAGUUUAAGAAGCUGUCUGAUUCCAUGGACAUGGUGCUUGCCAAGCAGAAUGCACAUACUAUGAACAAGCAUUUAUACACUAUUGAUUGGAAUAAAGAUAAGACCAAGAUUCAUGUGAUGCCUGAUACACCAGAUAUUUUACAAGCCAAGCAGAAUCAAACAAUGUAUAGUCAGAAACUCUAUAAACUUGGAUGGGAAGAAGCUUUGAAGAAAGGCUACGAUCUGCCAGUCGAUGCAAUUUCUGUACAGCAGGCCAAAGCCUCGAGAGACAUAGCUAGCGAUUUUAAAUACAAACAAGGCUACCGAAAGCAAGUUGGCCACCAUAUUGGAUUCCGGAGUCUGCAAGAUGACCCAAAACUUGUGUUGUCCAUGAAUGUAGCCAAAAUGCAAAGCGAAAGAGAAUACAAGAAGGACUUUGAGAAGUGGAAAACCAAGUUCUCCAGCCCCGUGGACAUGUUGGGAGUGGUGCUGGCCAAGAAAUGUCAGGAGUUGGUUAGUGACGUGGACUACAAGAACUACUUACACCAGUGGACGUGCCUGCCUGAUCAGAACGAUGUUAUUCAAGCUAAAAAAGUUUAUGAACUACAAAGUGAGAAUUUGUACAAGUCUGACCUUGAGUGGCUGAGAGGCAUAGGAUGGAGUCCCCUGGGUUCUUUGGAGGCAGAAAAAAAUAAGCGAGCUUCAGAAAUCAUCAGUGAGAAGAAAUAUCGUCAGCCUCCAGACAGAAACAAGUUCACCAGCAUUCCUGAUGCCAUGGACAUAGUUCUGGCAAAGACCAAUGCCAAAAAUAGAAGUGAUAGACUUUAUAGAGAAGCUUGGGACAAGGACAAGACUCAGAUCCACAUCAUGCCUGAUACACCUGACAUUGUUCUGGCUAAAGCAAACUUAAUCAACACAAGUGAUAAAAUCUACCGAAUGGGUUAUGAGGAGCUGAGGAAAAAAGGUUAUGAUCUUCCUGUCGAUGCCAUACCAAUCAAAGCAGCGAAAGCCUCCCGGGAAAUUGCCAGUGAAUACAAGUACAAAGAAGGCUUUCGAAAGCAGCUUGGCCAUCACAUUGGAGCCAGGGACAUUAAAGACGAUCCCAAGAUGAUGUGGUCCAUGCACGUGGCCAAGAUCCAGAGUGACAGGGAGUACAAGAAGGACUUUGAGAAGUGGAAGACCAAGUUCAGCAGCCCAGUGGACAUGCUGGGGGUGGUGCUGGCCAAGAAGUGCCAGACAUUAGUCAGUGACGUGGACUACAAGAACUACCUGCACCAGUGGACGUGCCUGCCCGACCAGAGUGACGUCAUCCACGCCCGGCAGGCCUAUGACCUCCAGAGCGAUAAUUUGUACAAGUCUGACCUUCAGUGGCUAAGAGGCAUUGGCUGGUUGCCCAGUGGUUCUCUAGAGGAUGAGAAAAACAAAAGAGCCUCCCAGAUCUUGAGUGACCACGUUUAUCGUCAGCACCCAGAUAAGUUCAAGUUUUCCAGCCUUAUGGACUCCAUACCGAUGGUUUUGGCAAAAAACAAUGCUAUUACCAUGAAUCAUCGACUUUAUACAGAAGCUUGGGAUAAAGAUAAAACCACAGUUCACAUUAUGCCAGACACCCCUGAAGUUGUACUAGCUAAACAAAACCAAAUAAAUUACAGUGAGAAACUGUAUAAACUUGGCCUAGAAGAAGCCCGGAAGAAAGGCUAUGAUAUGCGGCUAGAUGCCAUUCCUAUCAAGGCAGCCAAGGCCUCCAGAGACAUUGCCAGUGAAUUCAAGUAUAAAGAAGGUUAUCGUAAGCAGCUUGGCCACCACAUUGGGGCCCGAGCCAUCCAUGAUGAUCCCAAGAUGAUGUGGUCCAUGCACGUGGCCAAGAUCCAGAGUGACAGGGAGUACAAGAAGGACUUUGAGAAAUGGAAGACCAAGUUCAGCAGCCCAGUGGACAUGCUGGGGGUGGUGCUGGCCAAGAAGUGCCAGACAUUAGUCAGUGACGUGGACUACAAGAACUACCUGCACCAGUGGACGUGCCUGCCCGACCAGAGUGACGUCAUCCACGCCCGGCAGGCCUAUGACCUCCAGAGCGAUAAUAUAUACAAGUCCGAUCUCCAAUGGCUGAGAGGCAUCGGCUGGGUGCCCAUUGGCUCUUUGGAUGUGGAAAAAUGCAAAAGGGCAACUGAAAUUUUGAGUGAUAAAAUCUAUCGCCAGCCUCCAGACCAAUUCAAAUUUACCAGCGUGACUGAUUCUCUGGAACAAGUGUUGGCCAAGAAUAAUGCCAUCACUAUGAACAAGCGUUUAUACACAGAAGCCUGGGACAAAGACAAAACUCAGGUCCACAUAAUGCCAGACACACCAGAAAUUAUGCUGGCAAGAAUGAACAAAAUCAACUACAGUGAGAGUCUUUACAAACUUGCCAAUGAAGAAUCAAAGAAAAAAGGCUAUGAUUUGCGAAGUGAUGCCAUCCCGAUAGUGGCGGCCAAGGCCUCCAGGGACAUCAUCAGUGAUUACAAAUAUAAAGAUGGUUACCGCAAGCAGCUUGGCCACCAUAUUGGAGCCAGGGACAUUCAUGAUGACCCCAAGAUGAUGUGGUCCAUGCACGUGGCCAAGAUCCAGAGUGACAGGGAGUACAAGAAGGACUUUGAGAAGUGGAAGACCAAGUUCAGCAGCCCAGUGGACAUGCUGGGGGUGGUGCUGGCCAAAAAGUGCCAGACGUUAGUCAGUGACAUCGACUACAAGAACUACCUGCACCAGUGGACGUGCCUGCCCGACCAGAACGACGUCACCCAUGCCCGGCAGGCCUAUGACCUCCAGAGCGAUAAUAUUUACAAGUCAGAUCUCCAGUGGCUGAGAGGCAUUGGCUGGGUCCCCAUUGGGUCCGUGGAUGAGGUCAAGUGCAAGAGAGCUGCAGAAAUCCUGAGCGAUACUCUCUACCGCCAGCCUCCAGACAAGCUGAAAUUUACUAGUGUGACUGAUUCCCUGGAACAGGUGCUGGCCAAGAACAAUGCCAUCACCAUGAACAAGCGUUUAUACACAGAGGCCUGGGACAAAGACAAGACUCAGGUUCAUAUCAUGCCUGAUACUCCAGAGAUUAUGUUGGCGAGGCAGAACAAGAUCAACUACAGUGAGAGCCUCUAUCGCCAGGCCAUGGAAGAAGCCAAGAAAGAAGGCUAUGACUUGAGAAGCGACGCUAUUCCCAUUGUGGCUGCCAAGGCCUCCCGGGAUAUUGCCAGUGAUUACAAAUACAAAGAAGCUUAUCGUAAACAGCUGGGUCACCACAUUGGCGCCCGAGCAGUACAUGAUGACCCCAAGAUAAUGUGGUCCCUCCACAUCGCCAAAGUGCAGAGUGACCUUGAGUACAAGAAAGAAUUUGAGAAAUACAAGACAAGGUACACCAGCCCGGUGGACAUGCUUGGUAUUGUUUUGGCCAAGAAAUGUCAGACCUUGGUCAGCGAUGUGGAGUAUCGACAUCCUCUGCAUGAAUGGAUGUGCCUGCCCGACCAGAAUGACGUCAUUCAGGCGCGGAAAGCUUAUGACCUGCAGAGUGAUAAUUUGUAUAAGUCAGACCUUGAGUGGAUGAGAGGCAUUGGUUGGGUUCCAAUUGGUUCCGUGGAAGUUGUUAGAGCCAAGAGAGCUGCAGAGAUACUGAGUGACAAUAUCUACCGUCAGCGGCCAGAAACAAUGAAAUUUACCUGUAUAACUGACACUCCGGAGCAGGUGCUGGCAAAAAGUAAUGCUAUAAACAUGAAUAAGCGCUUAUAUACUGAAGCCUGGGACAAUGACAAGAAAACAAUUCAUGUCAUGCCUGAUACGCCAGAAAUCAUGUUAGCCAAACUCAACCGAAUACAAUACAGUGAUAAACUCUAUAAACUUGCUUUGGAAGAGUCCAGGAAGGAAGGCUAUGACUUGCGUUUGGAUGCCAUUCCAAUCCAAGCAGCCAAGGCUUCAAGAGAAAUUGCUAGUGAUUACAAGUACAAGGAAGGCUACCGCAAACAGCUUGGCCACCACAUUGGGGCUCGGAAUAUUCAGGACGAUCCCAAGAUGUUGUGGUCCAUCCAUGCAGCCAAGAUACAGAGUGACAGGGAGUAUAAGAAAGACUUUGAGAAGUGGAAGACCAAGUUCAGCAGCCCAGUGGACAUGCUGGCGGUGGUGCAGGCCAAGAAGUGUCAGAUCCUCGUAAGCGACGUAGACUACAAGCAUCCUCUCCACGAAUGGAUCUGCCUGCCUGAUCAGAACGACGUCAUUCAGGCUCGCAAGGCCUAUGACCUGCAGAGUGAUGCUCUUUACAAGGCUGACCUUGAGUGGCUGAGAGGCAUUGGAUGGGUUCCCAUUGGCUCCAUAGAGGUCGAGAAGGUGAAGAGAGCCGGAGAAAUCCUGAGUGACAGGAAGUACCGCCAGCCUGCAGACCAGCUGAAAUUCACAUGCAUUACAGACACCCCGGAAAUUGUCCUGGCAAAGAAUAAUGCCCUGACAAUGAGCAAGCAUUUAUACACGGAAGCUUGGGAUUCUGACAAAACCUCCAUCCACGUGAUGCCAGAUACCCCAGAAAUCUUGCUGGCCAAGAGCAAUUCCGCCAAUAUCAGCCAGAAACUUUACACCAAGGGAUGGGAUGAAUCAAAGAUGAAGGACUAUGAUCUGAGAGCAGAUGCUAUUUCCAUCAAAAGUGCCAAGGCCUCUAGGGACAUCGCCAGUGAUUACAAAUACAAGGAAGCAUAUGAGAAACAGAAAGGCCACCACAUUGGAGCCCAGAGCGUUGAUGAUGAUCCCAAGAUUAUGUGUGCUAUACACGCAGGGAAGAUUUACAGUGAAAGGGAGUACAAAAAGGAAUUCCAGAAGUGGAAGACCAAGUUCUCUAGCCCAGUGGACAUGUUAGGCAUCUUGCUGGCCAAAAAAUGUCAGACUCUGGUCAGUGACAUUGAUUAUCGCAAUUACCUGCAUCACUGGACGUGCUUACCUGAUCAAAACGACAUUAUCCAAGCAAAGAAGGCCUAUGAACUGCAGAGUGAUGCCAUCUACAAGGCUGACUUGGAGUGGUUGCGUGGCAUCGGCUGGAUGCCUGAAGGCUCUCCCGAAGUACUGAGAGUCAAAAAUGCCCAGCAUAUCCUAAGUGACAAUGUCUAUCGGACACCUGUGGUGAAUCUCAAGUACUCAAGCAUUGUUGACACACCUGAAGUGGUCCUUGCUAAAUCAAAUGCUGAAAAUAUUAGUAUUCCAAAGUACAGAGAAGUUUGGGACAAGGAUAAAACUUCAGUGCACAUAAUGCCAGAUACUCCAGAAAUUAAUCUUGCUAGAGCAAACGCUCUCAAUGUGAGCAAUAAAAUUUACCGUGAGGGUUGGGAGGACGUGAAGGCGAACUGUGAUGUCCGCCUGGACGCCAUCCCCAUCCAGGCUGCCAAGGCCUCCAGGGAGAUUGCCAGUGACUAUAAAUACAAGCUUGACCACGAGAAGCAGAAGGGACACUACGUGGGCACCCGCACAGCCAGGGAUGACAACAAGAUCCGGUGGGCCCUCAUAGCUGGCAAGAUCCAGAAUGAACGGGAGUACCGGCUGCAGUGGGCCAAAUGGAAGUCCAAGAUCCAGAGCCCUGCGGACAUGCUUUCCAUCGUGCAUUCGAAAUCAAGCCAGGGUCUGGUCAGCAACGUCGAUUACCGCAAUUACCUGCACGAAUGGACGUGCAUGCCCGACCAGAACGAUGUGAUUCAGGCCAAGAAAGCCUACGAUCUGCAGAGUGAUGCUGUUUACAAAGCCGACUUGGAAUGGCUACGUGGAAUCGGGUGGAUGCCAAAUGAUUCCGUUUCUGUCAAUCACGCCAAACACGCUGCGGAUAUCUUCAGCGAGAAAAAAUAUCGCACAAAAAUAGAAACUCUCAACUUUACACCUGUGGAUGACAGAGUUGAUUAUGUGACAGCAAAACAAAGUGGUGAGAUCCUCAAUGAUAUUAAAUACCGGAAAAACUGGAAUGACACCAAAUCCAAUUACACCCUCACAGAAACCCCCCAGCUGCACGCUGCCCAGGAGGCUGCCCGGAUCCUGGACCAGUACCUCUACAAGGAAGGCUGGGAGAAACAGAAAGCCACAGGCUACAUUUUGCCUCCAGAUGCUGUGCCAUUUGUUCAUGCCCAUCACUCCAGUGAUGUUCAGAGUGAGCUGAAAUACAAAGCUGAACAUGUAAAGCAGAAAGGUCACUAUGUUGGCGUCCCGACAAUGAGAGACGAUCCUAAACUGGUUUGGUUUGAGCAUGCAGGCCAGAUUCAGAACGACAGGCUGUACAAAGAGGACUAUCACAAAACAAAGGCCAAAAUCAACAUACCUGGUGAUAUGGUGUCAGUCGUGGCUGCCAAGCAGGGGCAGAGCCUUGUCAGUGAUAUCGAUUACCGUAAUUACCUGCACCAAUGGAUGUGCCACCCUGACCAAAAUGAUGUUAUUCAAGCAAGAAAGGCCUAUGACCUACAGAGCGAUAACAUCUACAAAGCUGACCUGGAGUGGCUGCGAGGCAUUGGCUGGAUGCCCCUGGAUUCUGUGGACCACGUGAGGGUUACUAAGAACCAGGAGAUGGUGAAUCAGAUAAAAUACAAGAAAAAUGCUCUUGAAAACUACCCUAACUUUACAAGUGUGGUGGAUCCUCCAGAGAUUGUUUUGGCCAAGAUCAACUCUGUCAAUCAAAGUGAUGUGAAAUAUAAAGAAACGUUUAAUAAAGCCAAGGGCAAGUAUACGUUUUCUCCAGACACACCGCAUAUCUCCCACUCCAAAGACAUGGGAAAACUCUACAGUACGAUACUGUAUAAGGGGGCAUGGGAGGGAACCAAGGCCUACGGCUACACCCUGGAUGAGCGCUACAUUCCCAUUGUCGGAGCCAAGCACGCCGAUCUGGUGAACAGCGAGCUUAAAUACAAAGAGACAUAUGUGAAGCAGAGAGGUCACUACCUGGCUGGAAAAGUCAUCAGUGAGUUCCCUGGUGUGGUUCACUGUUUGGAUUUCCAAAAGAUGAGGAGCGCGUUGAACUACAGAAGAGAUUAUGAGGACACCAAAGCAAAUGUUCACAUCCCCAAUGAUAUGAUGAACCACGUGUUGGCUAAAAAGUGCCAGUAUAUCCUCAGUGACCUGGAGUAUCGCCACUACUUUCACCAGUGGACAUCUCUUCCGGAAGAACCCAACGUUAUACGCGUCCGGCAUGCCCAGGAGAUCUUAAGUGAUAAUGUGUAUAAAGAUGACUUGAAUUGGUUGAAAGGCAUUGGUUGCUAUGUCUGGGAUACACCCCAGAUCCUCCAUGCCAAGAAAUCAUACGACCUCCAGAGUCAGCUACAAUACACAGCAGCAGGUAAAGAAAAUCUACAAAACUACAAUCUGGUCACAGAUACGCCAGUUUACGUGACUGCUCUUCAAAGUGGCAUUAAUGCCAGUGAGGUGAAAUAUAAAGAAAAUUAUCAUCAGAUCAAGGACAAAUGUACAACAGUUCUGGAAACAGUGGAUUAUGACAGAAUCAGGAAUCUGAAGAAUCUUUAUAGCAGUAACCUGUACAAGGAGGCCUGGGAUAGAGUCAAAGCCACCAGCUACAUCCUGCCUUCCAGCACCAUGUCCCUGACACAUGCCAAGAACCAGAAACAUAUGGCCAGCCGUGUCAAAUAUCGGGAAGAAUAUGAAAAGUUCAAAGCUCUUUAUACUUUACCAAGAAGUGUCGAAGAUGAUCCAAACACAGCGCGGUGCCUCCGAGUUGGCAAGCUUAACAUUGAUCGCCUGUACAGGUCCGUUUAUGAAAAGAACAAGAUGAAAAUCCACAUCGUGCCAGACAUGGUGGAGAUGGUGACUGCCAAGGAUUCCCAGAAGAAAGUCAGUGAGGUUGAUUACCGCCUGCACCUCCACGAAUGGAUUUGCCACCCCGACUUGCAAGUCAACAGUCACGUCAGGAAAGUCACGGACCAGAUCAGCGACAUUGUGUACAAGGAUGACCUCAACUGGCUGAAAGGCAUUGGCUGCUAUGUCUGGGACACUCCUGAAAUUCUCCAUGCCAAACACGCUUAUGAUCUACGCAAUGAUAUCAAGUACAAAGCUCACGGAAAGAAAACAAGGAACGACUACAAGUUGGUCACUGACACACCAGUUUAUGUUCAGGCUGUCAAAAGCGGGAAACAGCUAAGUGAUGUCGUCUACCACCACGACUACGUGCACAGCGUCAGAGGCAAAGUGGCUCCAACUACAAAAACUGUGGAUCUGGACCGGGCCCGUCACGCGUACAAGCUCCAGAGUGAGAAUCUAUACAAAACCAGCCUGCGCUUCCUGCCCACUGGAUAUAGGCUUCCAGUUGAUACGCGUCACUUCAAACACUCCAAGGACAUCCGAUACAUGAGCAGUUAUUUCAAGUACAAAGAAGUCUAUGAACACAUCAAGGCAAAUGGGUAUACACUUGGCCCCAAAGAUGUUCCAUUUGUCCAUGUCCGGAGAGUCAACAAUGUCACCAGCGAGAGACUGUAUCGAGAAUUGUACCACAAACUGAAAGACAAGAUUCAUACAACUCCUGACACACCUGAAAUCCGCCAAGUCAAGAAGACGCAAGAGGCUGUCAGCGAGUUGAUCUACAAAUCAGACUUCUUCAAGAUGCAGGGCCACAUGAUCUCCCUGCCAUACACACCCCAAGUGCUCCAUUGCCGCUAUGUGGGAGACAUCACCAGUGACAUUAAAUACAAAGAGGACUUGCAGGUCCUGAAGGGGCUUGGCUGCUUCCUGUACGACACUCCUGACAUGGUCCGCUCCCGGCACCUGCGGAAGCUCUGGUCUAAUUACCUGUACACUGAUAAUGCAAGGAAGAUGCGAGACAAAUACAAAGUGGUGCUUGACACUCCAGAAUACAGGAAAGUGCAGGAACUGAAGACUCACCUGAGUGAGCUGGUGUACAGAGCUGCGGGCAAGAAGCAGAAGUCAAUCUUCACUUCAGUUCCUGAUACUCCUGAUCUUUUAAGAGCCAAGCGAGGACAGAAGCUUCAGAGUCAGUAUCUGUAUGUUGAACUUGCCACCAAAGAGAGACCUCAUCACCAUGCUGGAAACCAGACCACAGCCUUGAAGCACGCAAGACACGUGAAGGACAUGGUCAGUGAGACAAAGUACAAGAUUCAAUACGAAAAGAUGAAGGACAAGUACACCCCGGUUCCAGACACGCCAAUCCUCAUCAGAGCCAAGAAGGCUUACUGGAAUGCCAGCGAUCUCCGCUACAAAGAAACGUUCCAAAAGACCAAAGGGAAAUACCACACUGUGAAGGAUGCUCUGGACAUCGUUUACCAUCGCAAAGUCACAGACGACAUCAGUAAAGUGAAAUACAAGGAGAACUACAUGAGCCAGCUGGGAAUCUGGAGGUCCAUUCCUGAUCGCCCGGAGCACUUCCACCACCGGGCAGUCACUGACGCAGUCAGCGAUAUAAAAUAUAAAGAAGACUUGACCUGGCUUAAAGGCAUUGGUUGCUAUGCCUAUGAUACCCCUGACUUAACCCUGGCUGAAAAGAAUAAGACUCUCUACAGCAAGUAUAAGUAUAAAGAGGUAUUUGAAAGGACAAAGUCAGAUUUCAAAUAUGUUCCCGACUGUCCAAUCAAUAGGCAUUUCAAGUACGCAACUCAAUUGAUGAAUGAGAAAAAAUACAGAGCUGAUUAUGAGCAGCGGAAAGAUAAAUACCACCUGGUAGUGGAUGAGCCUAGACAUCUGCUGGCUAAGACCGCAGGCGACCAGAUCAGUCAGAUCAAAUACAGGAAAAACUAUGAAAAAUCAAAGGACAAAUUUACCUCAGUUGUGGACACUCCAGAACACCUGCGUACUACAAAAGUCAACAAACAAAUCAGUGAUAUACUUUAUAAACUGGAAUACAACAAGGCCAAACCCAGAGGCUACACCACAAUCCACGACACGCCCAUGCUGCUGCAUGUGCGCAAGGUCAAAGAUGAAGUCAGUGAUCUGAAAUACAAAGAAGUUUACCAAAGAAAUAAAUCUAACUGCACCAUCGAGCCAGAUGCUGUUCAUAUCAAAGCAGCCAAGGAUGCCUACAAAGUCAACACCAACCUGGACUACAAGAAGCAGUAUGAAGCCAACAAAGCGCACUGGAGGUGGACCCCCGACAGACCUGACUUCCUCCAAGCCGCCAAGUCGUCCCUGCAGCAAAGCGACUUUGAAUAUAAGCUGGACCGAGAGUUCCUCAAGGGUUGCAAGCUUUCUGUCACGGAUGAUAAAAACACGGUGCUGGCCCUCAAGAACACCUUGAUAGAAAGUGAUCUGAAAUACAAAGAGAAACACGUCAAGGAAAGAGGAAGCUGCCAUGCUGUGCCUGACACUCCUCAGAUCCUUCUGGCAAAGACUGUCAGCAAUCUGGUGUCCGAGAACAAGUACAAGGACUAUGUCAAGAAGCGCUUGGCCCAGGGUUCCUACACAACCCUGCCGGAGACCCGGGACACUGUCCAUGUCAAGGAAGUGACCAAGCAUGUCAGCGAUACAAAUUACAAAAAGAAGUUCGUCAAGGAGAAAGGAAAAUCCAACUACUCCAUUAUGCUGGAGCCACCAGAUGUGAAACAUGCUAUGGACGUGGCCAAGAAGCAGAGUGACGUCGCUUACAGAAAAGAUGCCAAAGCAAACCUGCAUUACACCACAGUGGCUGAUCGGCCAGACAUCAAGAAAGCCACGCAGGCAGCCAAACAGGCCAGCGAGGUGGAGUACAGAGCCAAGCACCGAAAGGAGGGCAGCCACGGCUUGAGCAUGCUCGGUCGCCCAGACAUCGAAAUGGCCAAGAAGGCAGCCAGGUUGAGCAGCCAGGUUAAAUACCGGGAAAAUUUCGACAAAGAGAAGGGCAAGACGCCAAAAUACAAUCCGAAAGAUAGCCAGCUGUACAAAGUCAUGAAAGAUGCUAAUAAUCUUGCAAGUGAGGUUAAAUAUAAGGCUGACCUGAAGAAACUUCACAAACCUGUGACUGACAUGAAGGAAUCUUUGAUAAUGAACCAUGUCCUGAAUACAAGCCAACUUGCCAGUUCUUACCAGUACAAGAAGAACUAUGAGAAGAGUAAAGGCCACUACCACACAAUACCCGAUAACCUGGAGCAGCUGCACCUAAAAGAGGCCACCGAGCUACAGAGUAUAGUGAAAUACAAAGAAAAGUAUGAAAAGGAACGAGGAAAGCCCAUGUUGGACUUUGAAACACCAACAUACCUCACUGCCAAAGAGUCUCAGCAGAUGCAGAGCGGGAAAGAAUAUAGGAGGGAUUAUGACGAGUCCAUUAAAGGCAGAAACCUGACUGGCCUGGAGGUCACGCCAGCUUUGUUACAUGUCAAAUAUGCAACCAAAAUAGCAAGCGAGAAAGAGUACCGGAAAGAUCUAGAGGAAAGCAUCCGUGGGAAGGGUCUCACCGAAAUGGAAGACACACCUGACAUGCUAAGAGCAAAGAACGCCACCCAAAUCCUCAAUGAGAAAGAAUAUAAGCGAGACCUGGAACUGGAAGUCAAAGGAAGGGGCCUGAAUGCCAUGGCCAAUGAAACUCCAGAUUUCAUGAGGGCCAAGAACGCUACUGAUAUUGCCAGUCAGAUUAAGUAUAAGCAAUCAGCAGAAAUGGAAAAGGCCAAUUUCACUUCUGUGGUUGAUACUCCAGAGAUCAUUCAUGCCCAACAAGUCAAGAAUCUUUCAAGCCAGAAAAAGUACAAGGAAGAUGCUGAGAAGUCCAUGUCAUAUUAUGAGACUGUUUUGGAUACCCCAGAGAUGCAGAGAGUCCGGGAGAACCAAAAGAACUUCAGCCUUCUCCAAUACCAGUGUGACCUUAAAAACAGUAAAGGAAAAAUUACAGUUGUUCAAGACACGCCAGAAAUACUGCGUGUUAAAGAAAAUCAAAAGAAUUUCAGCUCGGUUUUAUACAAAGAGGAUGUCUCACCAGGAACAGCGAUCGGAAAGACACCUGAGAUGAUGCGAGUGAAGCAAACGCAAGACCACAUUAGCGCGGUGAAGUAUAAGGAAGCAAUUGGACAAGGAACGCCAAUCCCUGACCUGCCCGAAGUGAAACGUGUCAAGGAGACCCAGAAGCACAUUAGCUCGGUUAUGUACAAAGAAAACUUGGGAACAGGCAUUCCAACCACUGUCACUCCAGAGAUUGAGAGAGUCAAACGCAAUCAAGAGAACUUUAGCUCGGUUUUGUACAAAGAAAAUUUGGGGAAAGGAACCCCAACACCUGUCACUCCUGAGAUGGAGCGAGUCAAACGCAAUCAAGAGAACUUUAGCUCGGUGUUAUACAAGGAAAACAUGGGCAAGGGAACCCCUUUACCUGUCACUCCUGAGAUGGAGAGAGUCAAACACAAUCAAGAAAAUAUUAGCUCGGUUUUGUACAAGGAAAAUGUGGGGAAAGCCACCCCAACCCCUGUCACUCCAGAGAUGCAGAGAGUCAAACGCAAUCAAGAAAACAUUAGCUCGGUGUUAUACAAAGAGAACCUGGGGAAAGCAACCCCUACACCCCUUACUCCUGAGAUGGAAAGAGUCAAACGCAAUCAAGAAAACUUUAGCUCGGUGUUGUACAAAGAGAAUAUGAGAAAAGCAACUUCGACACCUGUUACUCCAGAGAUGGAGAGAGCUAAGCGCAACCAGGAAAACAUUAGCUCGGUUCUUUAUUCUGAUAGCUUCCGGAAACAAAUACAAGGCAAAGCUGCCUAUGUGUUGGAUACCCCUGAGAUGAGACGGGUGAGGGAGACCCAACGGCACAUCUCAACGGUGAAAUAUCACGAAGACUUUGAGAAACACAAGGGGUGCUUCACACCAGUGGUAACAGAUCCCAUCACUGAAAGAGUAAAGAAGAACACGCAGGACUUCAGUGACAUUAACUACCGAGGUAUUCAAAGGAAAGUGGUAGAAAUGGAACAAAAACGGAAUGACCAGGAUCAGGAAACUAUCACAGGUUUACGUGUUUGGCGUACUAAUCCUGGUUCAGUUUUUGACUAUGAUCCAGCAGAAGACAACAUUCAAUCCCGAAGCUUACACAAGAUUAACGUCCAAGCUCAGCGCAAGGGCCGAGAGCAGUCACGGUCUGUCAGCGCCCUGAGCAUCAGCGGGGGUGAAGAGAAGUCUGAGCAUUCGGACCAUCACCUCUCCACCUAUAGCGACGGAGGCAUCUUCUUCUCUGCGACCUCAUCAGCUUAUAAACACGCAAAAACUACAGAACUCCCACAACAACGAUCAUCUUCAGUUGGUACCCAACAGACAACGGUAUCCUCCAUCCCAUCUCAUCCAUCUACUGCUGGAAAAACCUUCCGUGCCAUGUACGACUAUAUGGCUGCAGAUGCCGAUGAGGUGUCCUUCAAAGAUGGAGAUGCUAUCAUAAACGUCCAGGCUAUUGACGAAGGCUGGAUGUAUGGCACCGUGCAGAGGACUGGCAGGACCGGCAUGCUCCCAGCCAACUACGUUGAAGCUAUUUAGGCAUUUCGGAACAUCACACCUGUGUGCAGAACCUACAGAUCCUGCAGUUGAUAUUUCAGUUUAGACUCUCCACUCUUACACAAGUUCUCAAGCUGCCUCUGGUUAUUCGGUGUCAAUAUGAUUUAUGGUAGUACCGUCCUUCUUCCUUUAGGUUUUAAAAUAAGUUUAAUUUCGGAAUAGACA
Lemur catta (Ring-tailed lemur) is the source of this 20366-nucleotide messenger RNA. It is a transcript of the gene NEB, whose product is annotated as nebulin. The coding region runs from base 192 to 20183 and encodes 6663 amino acids. The transcript has 149 exons. Gene Ontology annotation, cellular component: Z disc. The record is from RefSeq and is a predicted model, not a curated record. Lineage: Eukaryota; Metazoa; Chordata; Mammalia; Primates; Lemuridae. Gene Ontology annotation, biological process: cardiac muscle thin filament assembly. Gene Ontology annotation, molecular function: actin filament binding.